AUGGGGGGCAAGGUAUGUAGACUUGUUAUUGAUUCUGGAAGCUGUGAGAAUGUGGUAUCAGAAGAGGCUGUUCAAAAAUUGGGAUUAGCAACAAAGAAGCACCCUAACCCUUACAAACUAUCUUGGCUCAAAAGGGGCAAUGAGGUAACUGUAUCUAAACGUUGUUUGGUUUCUUUUUCUAUUGAGUUGAAAUAUAAGGAUAAUGCAUGGUGUGAUGUGGUAGUUAUGGAUGCAUGUCAUCUUCUCAUUGGUAGACCAUGGCAAUAUGAUAGAGAGGUUCAACAUGAUGGUAAGAAGAAUACAUACAGUUUCAUGUUUGGUAGCACAAAAAUUGUGUUGUUGCCCUGUAAGGAGAUUGAACCUAAGCUAACUUCAAGAGGGGGUAAGAAUCUCUUAGCUAAAAGGGCAUUGGUUGAAGAGAUAUUUGAUUCAGGGUUGGUGUUUGUAUUAUUGGGAAAGGAGAGCUCAAUGGGUAGUGUAGUACCAGAGGCUGUGCAAUCUUUAUUAGAUGAAUUUGCAAACGUGUUUCCUAGUGAUCUACCUGAGGGGUUACAUUUGAACUUUGGACUUGAAGUGUAG
Molecule: messenger RNA, 579 nt
Organism: Quercus lobata
Lineage: Eukaryota; Viridiplantae; Streptophyta; Magnoliopsida; Fagales; Fagaceae
Exons: 1
Coding region: 1-579 (192 amino acids)
Source: RefSeq, a predicted model, not a curated record